Plutella xylostella (diamondback moth) is the source of this 2591-nucleotide messenger RNA. The record is from RefSeq and is a predicted model, not a curated record. Lineage: Eukaryota; Metazoa; Arthropoda; Insecta; Lepidoptera; Plutellidae.
CAAAAAUAUAAAAUUAUUCAACAAUGCCUAAUAUUAUAUGGCUCGUUACUUCCCUCUAUGGCAUCACUAAAUCUAAUAAUUGUUUUUGUUAUUUUUAUGCUUCCUUUCUCUAUUGUUCUUUCAUAUAUCUAUUGAACAGAUAAACUAGGAAAGUUUGUUUAGAAUAACCACUUAUUUUUAAAUUAAUAUCAUCAAUUUUAAUACACCAAUUUCUAAAUCGUUUUUGAAAGAAGUGAUCGUGUGAUAGCAGUAAACUGUAGAUAAUAAUAUAAAUUUCAAAUAAACCAAUAACUAUUAUUUAAGUAGGUUAUUUUAAAAUGAGUGGAGUGACCAAGUUAAUUAUUCUAUUAAUAUUCUACGUAAUACAAGGGUAAGUUUUAUUUUAUUAUUUUCAUAAAAAUACAGCAAGAUUGUGUACCUUAUUACCUACCUACUUACAUCGACAGAAUAUUCUACCCUCUACAUUUUUUUUGUUAACUAACGACGAAAAUACGACGAAGAAGUUGAAAAAAAAAACAUUCCCUGAGAUAAAAAAAAUACCUUUUUUUAGCCGACUUCGAAAAAAGGAGGAGGUUCUCUAUUUGUCUGUAUGUAUGUUUUAGCAUGCACACUACACCCUCUCAUCCAAAUACAAUAAGGUCUUGGGCUUGUGACAACGGCAAAUGCUACAAGACUGCCAGCAGCAGUGAGGAGGGGGCCUUAACGCUGGAUUCUUGCAAGAUGUUCUGCAAUCCUUUUGGAAUUUUGUGGCCACGGCCCACAGGGGAGGUGGACCUUGGGUCACAUCUGGCCAAAAUAAAUGUGGACAACAUUACAAUAGUCUCAGCUAAGAGUGGGCCAUCGAACGAUCUUCUAGAAGAAGCUUCUGAACGAUUCAGUAAAUUAGUUAGAUCAGUUAUUCCUGAAGGUUCAACCCCACGGAGAAAAGGAAAGGCACUCAACAUUUAUGUUAAUAACCGGACCCCUUACGUAAAAGAACUUUCGCUAGAAGUGGACGAGUCCUAUGAGCUCAUUAUAAAACCCGUGGACGAUGACGUCAUCAACGCCAGUGUCACUGCGAAUACAUUCUUCGGCGUCCGCCACGGCCUGGAGACCCUCAGUCAGCUCAUCAUUUACGACGACAUCAGGGAUCACUUACUGAUUACAAGGGACGUAGUCAUUGAAGAUCAGCCGAUGUACCCGUACAGAAGCGUCCUUCUUGACACAGCUAGAAAUUAUAUUUCAAUUAGUACAAUUAAAAGGACCUUAGAUGCGAUGGCGACAGUGAAGUUGAACACUCUCCACUGGCACCUCACUGACAGCCACAGCUUUCCAUUCGAGUCUGCUAGAAGACCGAAUAUGUCGAGGAACGGUGCAUACAGCCCUAAAAAGGUGUACACAAAGGAGAUGAUAAAGAGUUUAGUUCAGUACGCCACCGCUAGGGGCAUCAGAAUAAUACCAGAGAUCAGCACUCCAGGACACGUGGGAGAAGGGUGGGAUCCCCACCUGCUACUAUGUUUCAAGACCGAACGCUGGUUCCACUAUUGCAAAACGCCACCUUGCGGUCAAUUGAAUCCGAUAAGCGAAGAAGUUUACGAUGUCUUAGAAGACCUCUACAGAGAUAUAGCAGAUUCAUUCCAAACGGACAUGUUCCACAUGGGCGGGCAGGAAAUCAGCAUGUCGUGCUGGAACUCCUCGGAGCAGAUCCAACAGUACAUGCUGGACCGCCGCUGGGGGCUGUCUGAGACCAGCUACAUAUGGCUAUGGAACCUCUUCCAGGCGAGGGCUAGAGAGAGAGUGUUUAAGGCUUUCGGAAGAAAACUUCCGAUAAUAUUGUGGACGAGUGAUUUGACAGAUACUAGCUUCGUUGAGAAAUACUUGACUAUCACGGAACACAUUAUUCAGGUUGCCACCGGGAAUUCUCAACAAAUAAAGAAUUUACUACAAAAAGGGUACAAGUUGAUAAUUUCUAAUCAAGACGCCCUAUUUCUGGACUGUGGCUUCAGCGCGUGGAUCAAGACUGCUGACUCAGAUGCCAACAGAUGCCCCCCAUUUAUUCCCUGGCAAAAGGUGUAUGAGAAUAGCCCCGCUCGCAUGGCUGGCACAUUUGAAGACCAAAUUGUAGGUAGCGAAGUAGUUAUAUGGACGGAUCAAGUGGACGCCUCAGCUCUGGACAGCCGUCUCUGGCCGCGAGCUGGUGCCUUCGCCGAGCGCGUGUGGGCAGAGCCUGACGCCAAGUGGACUGAUGUAGAGGACCGGUUCUAUCGGAUGAGGGACCGCUUGGUGAAGAUUGGUGUUCAGGCUGAAGCUGUAAAGCCGGAGUGGUGCUUCCAAAACGAAGCCUACUGCAACCACCCGGUUCCAGGAUAUAAACGACCAACAACAACAGCAGAAGAAAAUUCGACGCUGGCACUAUGGGGCGGUAGAAUUCUCUCAAAUAUUGCUAAAACCGCGGAUUCAUAUUAUAACAAGCUGAGAACUUUAGCUAAAAAAGCGUUUUAGUACUUAUUGAAUAUUUAUAGUAAACCUUACAUAGUAAAGUAAGAAAUGACUGAUUUAUUUUUGCUGAAUGGUUAAUUACAUUUAUUAUAAUAAUAUGAUUUGUUACACAA